AUGGGCAGCCUGCUCGACAUGGACGUCGACUACGACCGACCACAGUCGCCCUCUGCGGGCGGCUCAUCCGCGGCCUAUGACGCUGCCGCCCCGAGCGGGUCGGGAGCGCAAAACCUGCCCCAAGUCCGCGCGAGGAUCACUGUUGUGUGCGCUGAAUGCAAGCGGCUCAAGCUGAAAUGCGACCGGAAAAUGCCCUGCGGAAGCUGCGUUAAGCGAGAGGCGACAUCGAAAUGCCAGUACUCUGCCGCUGCAGCAGAGAAAGUUGAUCUGCAGUCGCUCAACAAUCGACUGGUGCAGCUGGAGCAAUAUAUUGCCAUGUCCUCUGGGGGCCAGUUUUCCUCGACAUAUCCCCUCGCCCAAGUCACAGGUGGGGCCAGCUACGCUCCCCACUCCUGCUCUCAUGGGCCUACCCCAACCUCCGCCUCUUUCCCUUUCCCCGCACUGUCGCAACUCCUUCAAGCGAGUGUGGACCCUGUCAUCCUUACCUUGCCUACUCGCCCACUAUGGACCGACUGGACAUGGCCUACCGACAUCGCCAAUGCGGUUCAAUUGCCCCCAGUAGCACACUCGUCCGAUGGUGCCCAAGAGGUUUCCACCUCGACUACCGACCCCUUUUCUUGCCAUCGUAGCGAUAUGACUGGUACCACUUCUUCCGCCGUCACCUUCAUCAAGCAAGGCGAUAUCGGAACCGGCAAGCUGCGCGCACCCGCCAACCUCGUCGACGCGCUGCCAGUCUCCGACCUCCUCGAAGCCCUCCCCGCCAUCUUCACCACUAUGCGAUCUUACCUCCCUGGCUUCUUCCACUGCGAGUACGGCCACGCCCGCGUCGUCGAGAAUCUCGCGCGGACGGACGACAAGCGCACCGCGGCGAAGCAGAAAGCGAAGGCGCAGCAGAUCUUCUUUGGCAACAAUCCUGGCCGGCCUGUCACCAAGCCGCCUGGCUUUGCACCGAACGACCCGCUGUUCAGCUCGUUUAGCGCGAACGGGGCGGAUGCGUCGCCGAAGAAGAAGGCGGGGCAGGACGAUGAGUGGUCAUUGUCUUUCUACGCGGCUGCGUGCGCUUUGAUGGCGUUGUCGCCAAAUCCUGGCGUGGACGGGCUUGACGCCGACUAUUGGUACGCGCAGAGCGACCAGGCGUGCCAUGCUUGGGAGCAAUACUGCGGGACACCUUCGACGAAGGAAGGCAGUAACUAUGUUACGUCUCUUCUGGCCCAGCUAUCAUACUGCUUGACUCGCGCCGACGCGGCUGGCGCUUCGGAAGUGAUCCACAAGGCAGCCAUGUUUUUCCGCACGCAUCACUUGACUGUCGGUGCGAAGGACGAGGUAGCGACGAAGAACACGAAGGAUGUAAGAGAGAAGUGGAUGAACGAUGUCUGGCUCGACAUUAUCUUUUGGGAUGCCUUCGUUUCGGAUAAGAUGGGACAGCCGCCGCUCAUCUCUGAGGGUUGUGUACCGGCCAUGGAGAAUCGCGAGUCCGAGUCGCCGGACUUUCUUGUGCAGCGCUUCCGACUUGCAUCCAUCGUCCGUCUGACCAAGACUAGAUACUGGACGCUGGACGCCCUCGAGGCCGAACUUGCCCAGUUUGUAACGUCCGUCGCGGAGGUAUCCUUGGACUCCUUCCUACCGUCUACCUCAAGCAACGCAGCAAAGAAGAAGAGGGCCCGCAAUUUGCCUGACAUACUGGGCGAUCCCGACAAACGCGAGGAAGAGCUUCACAUCCAGAAGAUGGAUCUCGUCCUCGCCGCCUGGCAGACGCUGCUUGCCGCGUACGUUCCGACGCUGCAGCACGACCAUCGCAUGGCGAAUCCGAAGUGGGGCGGCAUGGUGCACGCUGCACACCGUGUUGUAAAGGCUGCGACCGAGCUCCUGUCGUAUAUGCUCUCGGGCCCCAGCUCGUCGACCAAGCACUGCGUGCCCAUUGCUGUUGGCGCCGGGUCCGCGACCUCAUGCAGCUUCGCUCCACUCGCCGCCAUGUACCCUUUGCAACACACGCUCUUCUCGGCUGCUUUGGUUUGCGGCUACGGCGCGUUGAAGCAGCCCAACACCGUGUGGGCGUCAGGCGCAAGCGAGGGCGUCCGCGAUGCCCAUGGGGCCUUCUCGUCGCCCGUCAUACUGAAGCUUGGGGAUGCGAUUGGGGAGUCUUUAGGCCAGCGGGAGGCGCUGCAGAUCCUGGAUGUCAUUCUCUCCAAGCUGCACGCCUCGUCUUCGGGCAGUCGAAAGCGCAAGCACGACGAGUACAUGGGCGCUGCGGCGGAUGAUGCUCAACCGCUGGCGAGUGGAAACGAUGCAUCGGCGGAAGACGGCGCUCAGCAGUCCGCGGCACCUCUGUCGGAGCGCCUGGCGCGGAUGGGCGAGGCGGCAAAGGAGAAGAACGGCGAGCGGCCGGAAAAGAAGAAGAAGCGGGUACUGUAUCCCAUCAUCGGGAUCCGCGUGCGCGCUGGGAGUGCGAGCAGGUCGACGGAUGCGUCGGAGGUGACUGCAAGUCAGUCGGCGCCUACCUAUGCUAUGGAUCUGCCUGCAGAGGCCACACCUUCGGUUGCUCAGCAGGCGUCGGCAUCUUCCUCUCAGCAAGCGCCGUCGCUCGAGAGCCUCGCACACGCAUUCGAGGAGCUGCCUCAGAAUCCGACUGCGUCGCCCGUCAUGCCCGCCUACUUUGGCGAGCGACCGGUGUCGUCGUCGUCACUGCAGUUUGACGCGCGCGCCAUCGUCGACCCUUCGCAGUUCGAUCCGUACGACCAGCAGCAGCAGAGGAUGGCCAGAGGCAGCACGAUGCCUUCGCCGUACGUCGAUAACAUGUCGGGCACAUCGCAAAAUGUGGGCGUUCCCCAUUCAAACGCCUUCGGAGAUGCGUCUCAAGGGCAGCGCUCACGACGUCCUUCCGUUUCGUCGACAUACAACGCUGGCUCGUACGACGCCCAAUCGCGUGCGCCGUAUGAGGUGGGUCACCGGUCGUCGUCGUAUGAGACCUCGCGUGCUUCGUACGAGCCCUCCUUCGGCUCACUCGUCGGAUCGACGUCCGCAGUAACUUCGCCUUACGCGUCGACGGGCAGCAGUGGCAGUGUUGAUGGCAAUUCAGGCUCUGGGUCGUCGAGUAGCGCCACGCAGAUGCCUCCGCUCCAGGUCCCCGCACUUCCCUCGCCGUAUGGUCAACCCCUUCCACCUGUACCGCCGCCGCAACAACCGCAGCAGUACUAUGACGCUCUGCCGGCGCCCUCGGCCUAUCAGUCCCAGCAACAGGCACAGCAGCCACAAACCCAGCAGUCGCAGCAAGCGCUCCAGCAGACUUACGCGCCGGCGACAUUCGACCCUGCGCCGUAUUACCAAGGCCAAUCGGCGUCGUAUCAAGGCAGUCAAGCGAGCGGAUCGUAUAACGGAGCUCAGGCGAGUGGGUCGGGUGGCUACGACGUGAAGCCGACGACGGCAAUGUUGGAUGCGCAGGCAAGGUCGGAGGGGUACGCCUCGCAGCCGCGAGCGGAAGCGUACGGCUCGCAGUCGCGACAGGAUGCGUACAGCGCGGCUCGCUAUGAUGGGCCUCAGACGGACUCCAGCUCUGUGUACGGCGAUCGCGGUUCUGCGUAUGAUGACCGUGGAUGGCUGCCCCCUCCCCGAACUGCCCACCAACAACAGUCGCAUCAACAACCUCAGCAUCGUCCGCCCCCACCCUCGCAUCACCAGCCACCACAGCAUCCACAGCCUCCGGAUCAGUACUGGAAUGGCGGGUACUCAUAUAACGGGUAG
Messenger RNA from Schizophyllum commune H4-8, 3738 nucleotides. RefSeq lists its product as uncharacterized. Lineage: Eukaryota; Fungi; Basidiomycota; Agaricomycetes; Agaricales; Schizophyllaceae. Gene Ontology annotation, molecular function: zinc ion binding; DNA-binding transcription factor activity, RNA polymerase II-specific. The coding region runs from base 1 to 3738 and encodes 1245 amino acids. The transcript is spliced from 7 exons. The record is from RefSeq and is a predicted model, not a curated record. Gene Ontology annotation, biological process: regulation of DNA-templated transcription.